Penicillium waksmanii is the source of this 1902-nucleotide messenger RNA. Its product is annotated as fungal specific transcription factor domain-containing protein. Bases 1 to 1902 code for a protein of 633 amino acids. NCBI's taxonomy places the organism in Eukaryota, Fungi, Ascomycota, Eurotiomycetes, Eurotiales, Aspergillaceae. The transcript is spliced from 3 exons. The record is from RefSeq and is a predicted model, not a curated record.
AUGCUGAACAUGGUCAGUGCCCUUGAUGCAGGUACAGAAGGGCAGGAUACCGCUACAACUAACCCGGAGUCGUCAAAUCUCGUGCGAGAGAACCAGAGCUUGAAGCUCCGCAUCAGACAAUUAGAACUGGCACUCUCCCGCCCAGAACUGGUCAAGCUUGAAACGGCGUCUUCUCCUGUGCCUCCCCCGGACCCGCAAUCCUCGGAUAGAAUCAUGAGUGACUUUCAAACCCAGGCCUUUGGGUUUUCCGUGGAGCCUACCCCAAAAAUUGCCAAUAUCACUCGCCCCCGGGAAAAUAGCGUGAAACUCAUUCUGCCUACCCGGCGAUGGAGUGAAAGGAUAAUUGAUUUCUCCUUGGUGCAGUUGGGCUGGGUGCAUUAUGCCGUUGAUGAUACCACAUUUAGGGAAGAGCAUAAUGCUUUCUGGGAUACCUUGAUCGAACAUGAGAAGGAAUCUUUCAUGAAUCACGGCUGGAUUGCAGUAUAUUUAAGCUUACUAGCUGUUGGGGUAUAUUUUAUGAGCGAAGAAGAUUUGCACGGGAUUCAGCUACUUUACGAAAACUUCUCUCAUCAAACGCCUUCAACAGUAUCUUCGCUGGGAAAGAAUCCAUGCGGAUUAGCCCGUACCUGGUAUGAAGCUGCAUUGAGGGAAUUGGAUUUGGCCGACUACACUCGAAACCCUGCGUUGUCUACAGUACAGACAGUUGCAAUCCUGAAUCUCGUGCACAAAAACAUGGGAGAGUCAACUCGAGAAUAUAUCCUCCAUGGUCUGGCGGUCAAUGUUGCUAGGCUUAUCGGUAUGGACCAUGCUGGUGAUACGUCGAAUACGGAAAUGGGGGGUAUCAACAGGGUCCAACAAAUCGUCCAUCAAAGACUAUGGUGGACUCUUGUCAUUUGCGAUUGGAUGACAAUUUGGUCACGUCCAGUGUCCAUCCACCCUGGUUCAUUCACCACUGUAAUGGGAACUACUCCCUCCCCCCAUAUCGAAUAUCACAAAUUCAUGGCUCGAGUUGCUACCAUGGCCCGCAAUAACAUCACCCCGGCCAAGGAACUGAGCCCUGGCGCACUGCAAGCAUGCUUCGAAGAAGUAGACAACGUCCGUGCUUGUUUUCCACCACCCCCGAACGACUCCAUCCAUGACGACCCGCUCUGGAACACCAUCCAGUAUAAUUUAGCCCUUAACUGCGUCGAAUCUUGGCGACUAGCCCUCUAUGUCGCCAUGCUUCCGAAAGUUCUCGAUGAUUCCUCGCCAUCGUCCCACACAGUCCUCGAUCCGGGCAUCAUAAUCGCGAAACAAAUCCUUCAACGUACAUACAACAAUUCAAACCCGGUCUACCACAAAUUUUGGUCUGUCAAUUCCGCAGUCGCCUCGGCAGGAAUAUUUCUAGCUCUCGAUCUCAUCUGCUUCCAACGACGGCGAUCACCAAUUCAAGUAUCUGAACAGAAGGAUCUGGUCGCAUUGAGUCUGAAAAUGGUCGAGCAGUCCAUCGCAGAAACACGACACGAUGGAAUUCUCGUUCUCAGACGUCUUACACAUCUAUACGAUACUGUGCGCCCAGCAUACAUGAGCAGAGUUGACCGCAACGUACUAGCGAAAAUUGUUAGACUUGUAGCUUUUCCACGAUUGUGGAAUUCGCUAACAAGUACGGAUGCAAUAAUGCGGUUCCUAUUCCAGGAUGCCCCAGGGUGCAAUUUUGGCUCCUCUUCUUCGUCACCUCCAGAUUCGGAUCUGUAUCCGUCUCAGUCGGGAUUAUGUUUGAGUAGCGUACCGCAGAUGCAGAGUGGAGAGUUUGGUGCUUGGGGGCUAUCGGAGACGAUGGAGCAGGAAGAGAUGGUACCUUAUUUCGGGCAGGUGUUUCCCUCGGCGGAGCUUAUAAAUUUGGCCUUGAUGGGUGAUCUAUGA